ACUGAGAUGAUAAGAGCUCUAAGUUUGUUGGCUGUCACCGGAUUAGUGAGUUGUAAUGAAGAAUUCAACACAAACGAGACUGAAACGACAACAAGAUUGUGGAAAAGGAAGAAACCGGCUUAUUGGGAGUUUCCGAUCACCGAUCCUACAGAGAAACCGGACCUGAGUGCGGAAUAUUGUAAGGAUGUGAAUAUGGAACAGCUGGGUGAAAACAUAACGGGUUUAAUUACUAAGCCGAUGCGUGGACAAGGCGAUAAUCUACUUACGAUGAUUGUUACUUACGUCUUAACAUUGCACAGAUUCAUCAGGAAAACCAACACAACGGAUGACAUCGCGAUCAGAAUGGCCAAAGAUCUCAUCAAGACCAAAAGGCCGCAGUUUCUGGACAUGGAAUUAGACCUUGAAACUCUAAACAAGCGAGUGGGAUUGGACAAAUAUGAAUUCCAACAUUUCAAGUGGGUGCUUGAAGACAUCCAGAACUCUUGGGAGAAACUGAAAGGAAUUCUGUUCGGAGAAGGAGAUGAGCUGUGACCAAUAAAGAGAAUGUGUGUUCAUUUUUAUCACACUAAGCAUCUGGUGUGGGAAGUUUUAUCUGAAAGUACAAUAAUUAGCAAUACAAUAAUUAGAUCUACCACUAAGACCAUCCCCUGUUCUAAACUUCGGAUCAUUUAACUUCUGUUGUUUGAUGAAGGAUUUUCAUAAAGGAUUAAAAAAAAAGUAUUGAGAAGGAUUUUUGGACCAAUAAAAGAUGGAGAUUGGAGACUUGUGGAGAAUAAGAAAAAACAGGGAAUUGAGGGAUUUAUAUAAGUAACCAGAUAUUGUGGGAGUGGUUAAGAGUAGAAGGUUGAGGUGGCUGGGCCACAUUCAACGCAGAGGUGAGAGGAAGAUGAUAAAACAAGUGAAAAUAGGUACGCCAGAGGGAAGAAUGAGAAUUGAAUGAGAUGGAUUGACGAGGUUACAAAGGACCUAAGGAGUAUGGGAGCAGACCUGGAGCUGGCAGAAGACAGAGGAUCCAGGAGGCACAUGGUUGGCGAGACCGCCUUGGUUUUCAAUGCCCACAGGAGU
This is a messenger RNA of Macrosteles quadrilineatus (aster leafhopper), 1065 nucleotides long. RefSeq lists its product as uncharacterized. NCBI's taxonomy places the organism in Eukaryota, Metazoa, Arthropoda, Insecta, Hemiptera, Cicadellidae. The coding region runs from base 7 to 531 and encodes 174 amino acids. The transcript is spliced from 2 exons. The record is from RefSeq and is a predicted model, not a curated record.